UAAUUUUCCAGUCGAGUUGUACCUAGAUUCUGCUCAUGGCAGCUCCUCGUGCGUGUUGCUUGCUGCUAAGUUACCGUUUGGUAUUUGGAUCUGUGUUUGACUGGCCAGAUGUGCUUGGUGUAUCGACCUGGCUCUUUGAUCAGGGUUCCACCUUUGGGUAUCGACCUGAGCCCCUCGGAGAGUCGACGGCCCUGCGAGGGCCCGCCCCGGAUUGGUCGCUGGGAGAUUCACGGGUACCUCUGAUGCAUUUCCAGGGUCACUGGGCCAAUCCGGUAAAUGCAACUUCUUAUCCUGGUUCCAUUCUUUUUGCUUCUGAAUCCGAAGGGCUUCGGUUCCGAGCUCAUUUGAUCUUUGACUCUGCAAACUUAUCGCUUGUGAAAUUGACACUGGAAAAUAGUGGCAAGCAGACUGCUCACGGCCAGUUCAGCAUUGGAGGUUCAGGUGCCAACAUCUCAGCACAACCAGGUGAAGAAAUCAAUUUCGGGUUGCCCAAUUCAUCCAUGCCUUGCUUUGCCCCUUCACUAUAUGGACGAGGACGGUUGGUCUUGAUCCAAUCGGUCCUUCUGAAAGAUGAAUUGCAGCCGCUUAGUUGGAACGUCACUGACAGCAAGGAGCACUUCGAAGCAACCUCCCUGCAAAUCGACAUUUCCCCAGCCGCAAUGGCAACUGCUUUCAUUCUUGUCACACCAGUGGCAAGCGUUCCGGACAGGAUGGACUUUCGUGAUUUGAGCGACCGAUUCCGCCGAAGCAUUUGGCGUUGGGAAGGCUACUUGCAAGCUGUCAAGGCUCAGCUCCCAGCCCGAAAGUCCCAACUGGACAAGGAUGCCAUUGUGGCUUGGUCUGCUGUGAAGUCUGUUAUGACUCUGUUGGGUAACUGGAGAACUGUGCCAGGAUUGCCCUCUGGAGUUCUGCCAUCCUACAUUGGCUAUGAGGGUGGCUUUUGGUCCUGGGACACUUACAAGCAAGCAGUUGGGAUGGUGCACUUUGCACCUGACUUGGCUAAAGAUCAGCUACGCUUGCUGGUGUCUGCUAGAGAUGCAAUUGGCCAUAUCCCUGACAAGGUGGAUCGCUGUGGGCAUGGGGGUGGCUGCAGUGGAAAGCCACCUUUACUAGGAUGGGCAGUUUGGACGGUCUUUCAGCAAACCCAGGAUCUCGCAUUUCUUCACGAGAUGUAUUCCAUUGUAAGCAACUUUCAUCACUUUUGGUACAAGCAUCGAGAUGUCACUGGAGCUGGUCUUUGCUCUUGGACAGAAGGAAUGGAGAGCGGAAUGGAUGAUGGAGUGCGGUUUCAACCUGAGUUCGCAAGGUCUGUCGCCAACACCACCAGUCAUGUUACUACCCUCGACUUUUGGAGUGUAGAUUUGAACUCGUACCUGUUCAAGGAAAAAAAGUUGUUAUCCCAGAUGGCAGCUCUCCUGGCAUACUCCGAUGACGCACGGGAAUGGGAGCAAGAUGCAGAAGCUUUGCUGCCCAAGUUGCAGAACACCUUCUUCGUCCCAGAUGGAGACAGGGCAGGAUUCUUUUCCGAUGUGUACUUCAAUGGCUCGGUGUUGGAGCCCAGAGCUUGCAGAGUUAUGCAGCUCUGGAGUCAAGAUCUCUCCGAGGCUUUGCCCAUAAAGGGCUGCGAGGGCUUUGCGGCCCUUUUUUCUGGAGUGGCCACAUAUUCCCAGGCACUGAGGAUGGCCAAUACUCUUUGGGAUUCCAAUCAGUUCUUCCUGAAUUUCAGCCUUCCCACAGUGAGCAAGAACAAUCGUUUCUUCAAUGCCCAGGGGUACUGGAAGGGCCCUACAUGGAUCGAUCAAACUUGGUUUGCGUAUACUGGGCUGAGAAGCUUUGCUCGCAUCAAGGGCAAUGGUUCUUCAGUCUUUGCAGGGCUUGCGUCAGAGCUGAAGCAGAGAAUCUUCCGGGGCUUUGUAUCCAACGAUACGACCCGCUUGGUGAUGAUGGGUGAAGGGUGCCAUACAUCUAGUAAAUCAGUCCGAAGAAUGUACUUCAGAGAAAGACACACCGCCAGGACACCUUUACAUGAGCACUACCAUCCGGAGACAGGAGCUCCACAGGGAGUUCCCCAUUUCAGCUGGACAGCUGCUCACCUGCUGAUGUGGGUAGAUGAGGGGAAUAAGACCUCGUCUGCCUUGGUAAAUGAGGAUGAUGUGACGUGGAUUUGAUCUAUUUCUAUCGAUGUUUGGCCCAAAGUAGGCCAUGUGAUUGAUCGGACUGACUCAGUUCGAGCCUGUACAUACCACCAAUGCACCGUUUGAAAUGAUUUCAAGUGUCCGUACGUCUCUGUGAAG
This is a messenger RNA of Durusdinium trenchii, 2294 nucleotides long. The record is from the annotation of a GenBank genome assembly. Lineage: Eukaryota; Dinophyceae; Suessiales; Symbiodiniaceae.